This is a messenger RNA of Candida dubliniensis CD36, 729 nucleotides long. RefSeq lists its product as uncharacterized. The record is from RefSeq and is a predicted model, not a curated record. NCBI's taxonomy places the organism in Eukaryota, Fungi, Ascomycota, Pichiomycetes, Serinales, Debaryomycetaceae. The coding region runs from base 1 to 729 and encodes 242 amino acids. The transcript has a single exon.
AUGAGUAAAUUGACUUAUCUGCCAACUGAAUUAUUAAACUUAAGACACGUUUAUAAAUAUGAUAUUUAUCUUCAUGAAUUGGAUAUUACAACUCCACAACAGCUACCAUUUUUCACUCCACCACCCAAAUUGUCAACAAGAUUUCAUACAAGUUCAGCAAACAAUAACAAUGUAUAUCCUAUCUCUGCCUUUAUAUUGAUUCAACAACCAUUAUACUGUCAAACACAUUCUAAUUCAAAUUUACCCAAUUGUUAUAGUCCAUCGCAUCCAUUUAUACAAGAUUUAGUUCAACCAAUUUUCACUUCUUCUCCACCUAUCAGUCCAAUAUCAUUAUCAUCACCAAUAACACCAAUUGCUAUACCAGUAAUUGAAAUUGAUACUAAUAAACUGGUUCCCUUUGGUGGUGCUCCUCUAUCUAGUUUAUACAACAAGGGUUUUCAACGUCGAGAGCUUCAACAAAGGUCACAGCAACAACAAAAGCAAAAUUAUCCUCAUAAUAAAGAACAUUAUAGUAAAUUAAAGAUAUUUCCUUUGUACACCACACCAACUAGUCCCCAAAGUGAAGAAAACAUUUUAAAACCAGGUAAAGGCAAAGAUCGAAACAUCAAUCAAGGGAUUAUCACCAAUAAUGAGAGCAAAACCCCAUUAUUACAGUCAUCAAGCUCACCUACAGAAUCGUCUUCCACAUCCCAGUCUACAUCUUCUAGUGAUGUUAUAAUACAAAUAUAA